This is a messenger RNA of Cotesia congregata, 2352 nucleotides long. The record is from the annotation of a GenBank genome assembly. NCBI's taxonomy places the organism in Eukaryota, Metazoa, Arthropoda, Insecta, Hymenoptera, Braconidae.
ACCUGAUUAUUGACUGUUCGACAACCACGAGGACAACUAAUUGCUGUUCGAGCUCGUCCAGCAAGCCAAGCUGAGCCCGCACCUCGAGAGCUUCGUCUCUGGCAAGACUGCGAUGUUGUACAAGACUACGUGACUAUUUACGAUGGCUACACUACUCGUGAUCCAGUAAUCCUUAAAUUUUGUGGCGGAGGAGAACCCGUCCCUGAGGCUACCAGUAGUGGCGCUGAAAUUCUUGUCGAGUUUACCACUUCACCAUACGGCACCUUUCUUCAUCCCACUCCACCCCACUCAUUACAUGGAUUUCAACUAGAAGUUCAAGUUAAAUUUGUCGACGCGGACUCACCAACUUAUGCCAAAAACAAACGAUGUGAAUUUUGGCUGCAAGGUAAUACGGGCGGAGUCCUCAGUUCCCCGAGUCAUACCUUACCCAGGAACACAACUUGUCUGUAUCAUUUACGCGGAGAUGGUCCAGUUACCCCGAGUCCAACACCACCGAGACCUCUUCCCAAAUUUCCAGAGACUCGUCCCGGCACUGUGUGGAGGAAACCUCCACCCAAACCACCUCAGCCGCAGUUCAGAGUUUGGCUUUCGAUUCUCAAGUUUCAUAUUGGAACAAACCCCACAGUUGUCCCUUCACAGAAUGCUGCCUCUGACGAUGAUUGCAAUACCACUCUCUUUGUUUGGGAUGGUGAAAUGCUGCCCUUAUCUGACUGCAACGAUAUAUCUUGGUAUUAUUAUAUGUUACAAUUAUUAUUAUUAUUAUUAGUAUUAUCUAAUUAUAAUUACUGUUAUUGUUUUAUUUACCGAUUAAAUUUCAGUGAAAAAGAAAGGUUGAGAUAUAUGGAGAGGACAGGAGACUCUAUAACCCCAAUAGGUGCAGGACCACACAGCAAUACAUCUCUAUUAGCAAGAUACUGUAAAGAUCGAGUCCCUAAAACGUGCGACCACGCUAUUUUACAAAAUACCAGUCGACCCUGCUCACUUGUCGAGGGUUUUAUUUCUUCUGGCAACAGCCUUACCAUCGAGAUACGUAUGAUUGAGUCUACGGCUCUCAGGCCCGUAAAUUUUCGCGCACUUUAUGAGUUUGUGGAUCUUCAUCACGACGGUGAACCAUACGGCAAUGGACCCUGUUCACGAGUAUUUUACAGCAGAAAUAGAGAUCAGUAUCCAGAUCGGAAAUUCCAAGCUCCGCGGAAUAUUUUUCUUUAUGGUCGAGGGGGUACUCAAAAUUUAAGUUGUGUGUAUCGAUUUGAGGGUGAACAGGAUGAAGUCGUCAAACUACGAUUCAAUAAGCUCCUCAAUGGGAAUCGAACAUGUCGUAGUGUGUCCAGUGUUGACUAUAAUCGGUUUCUCUGUAUUGGCUCCAGCAAUUUCUCACUCAAGGUGAUGGAGCUACCUUGGUCAAACGCAGCCCCAAUUCAAAGAGACUGUCUUUGUUCGAACCGAUCUCUACCGAUAAACAUUAAAUCAUUGUCCCACGUUGUUGAAGUACAUUUCACGAUCCAAUCAAUGACUGCCCUCGACGACUAUAACAAUCUUUUCUUCGAGGGAGUAUGGGACUUCAUCAAGGCUGUGCCAUGUCUUCAAAAGCGACGAGUUCGUGGUCCAUCGGGAGAAAUAAAAUAUGAGCUACCGCUGACAAAUGAAGAUCAGAAAAAUUGCAAACACCAUCCCUGGCUGAUUGACCCAGGACCGGGACAGUAUCUUUACUUGGAAACACAUGGAGUUGUAAUGAAUAGUAAUAGCAGCAGUAAUAAAUGCUUGACCAGUAAUCGCAUCAUCGUACACACAGGCGGAAAUGUAAAUGUAUCAGUAUGUCCAAAACCAGAAUCUGACUCAAGACACAAAGUAGUAAAAGUUUUCAGCAAAGGUUGGUCUGUCGAGCAUAAAACAAUGAUGCUUGCACCGCGUUUUGAUCCAAUGAGAACAAUUGCCGUUGAGUUUAUUAUGAAUGAAGCUGACUCUUACACUGUUACGUGGCUUGAAUUAACUAAAAAAUGGCCGUCGUCAAUAAUGUCAAUAGCAGAACCAGGGGAAAGUCUACCACGUGAUUGUGAGCAACGGUGUCCAGAAUUGAAUGCCUGUAUAAAUACAUCAUUGUGGUGUGAUGGGACUUCUCACUGUCCGUCUGGUUACGAUGAAGCGCUCACUCAUUGUUCAAUGCUUCUGCGACUUCCUCCUCUGCAUUUGGCUAUCGGUGCCUCAAUAGUAGUUACAAUAAUUGGCACUACAUGCAUCAUCUUUUGGCGAUGUAUACGUCGAAAAGCCAAUCGUUCAAUUUCACAGCACCGGCUUAAAAGUAUAUCAUCAGAGACAGCUAUUAUUGGAGAUGGAAAGGAAGUUAUCUGCUGA